CUAUCCUUGACGUCUUUCGGAGUUUGCACAGCUUCCCUAGCAACUGGUGGUUCUAUAACUUUCACCGCUAAUGUGUAAAAAGCAUGUAAAUAUCUCAGGAUGUAGGACAACAGACUGGAAGCACAAUGCCACGAUUUAUUUUUCCAAAGACUCGUCCCAACGACAAUACAGUAAGGUUCAAAUGCUCUCUACAAAACACUAUCCUAGAUGUUCUAAAAGCCAGACCAGGAUGGCAAGAAGUAUUAGGGGAGGGAGACUGGGAUUUUUACUGGUGUGAUGCCUGGUGGAUGAAGGAGUAUUUUGACCGGCUGUUCCUGGAAGACCAUGUGCGACUCAACCAUUUCAGGAACCACUUUGAGCUCACAAGAAAAAAUUUAAUGGUGAAAAAUUUGAAGCGUUUGAAAAGGCAGCUGGAAAGAGAACAGAAUAAAUUAGAUGCUCAGAAAUGUGAUUUCUACCCUUCGACAUAUGAGCUCCCGUCAGAGUACCACAUCUUUGUGGAGGAAUUCAGAAGGAGUCCAGGCACAGUCUGGAUCAUGAAGCCUGUGGCCAAAUCACAAGGGAAGGGCAUCUUUCUCUUCAGGAAACUUAAAGAUAUAACAGACUGGAAAAAGGGUCAGUAUAAUCCUCAAAUAGAUCCCAACAAGGAGGGUCCCGAGACGUAUGUGGUGCAGCGGUACAUAGAGCGACCUUACCUCAUCGGGGGAAGGAAAUUUGACAUUAGAGUCUACGUUCUUGUCCAAUCUUACUCACCUCUGAAGGCUUGGCUUUACAGAAGUGGAUUUGCCCGGUUUUCAAAUACUCGCUUCUCCCUGAACUCCAUAGAUGACACUUACAUUCACCUGACAAAUGUGGCUGUACAGAAGACAGCCCCAGACUAUGACCCUGAGAAGGGCUGUAAGUGGUCAGCCCAGCAACUCCGACAGUACCUCCGUGCUAAACACGGACUUGAGGCCGUGAAGAACUGUUUUAGACUGAUGGAUGAGAUAUUUAUCAUGAGUUUGCAGAGUGUGCAGAGAGUCAUGAUAAAUGACAAACACUGCUUUGAGCUAUAUGGCUACGACAUCCUCCUUGAUGAAGACUUAAAACCGUGGCUGAUUGAAAUCAACUCCUCGCCGUCUCUGACAGCCAGCAGCAAAGAUGAUUAUGACCUCAAGUUUGGUCUGCUCAAUGACGUUCUCAACGUUCUGGAUUUAGACAACAGGUUGACAGGCAGGGAGAAACGAGUGGGAGGGUUUGACCUGCUGUGGGAUGAGGGGCCAGUGUUUGUGGAUGAGGAGGAGUCUGAUGGCCUUAGCGUGCGCAGCUCAGACACCAACUCAUUCCUAGGUUCUUACAACAACAGGAAGGCCAGCUUAGAACAUGUUUUCAGGAUGGCACAGUUUAAGAAGUGUUAAUACCACAGGCUAAAACUGACGUUUGCUACAUGUACGUCCCUGCAGGGGUACGCGUUUUGUUGGAUCUAUGCAAUACUCCAUGUGGGGUUAUCCAACAAAUGUCAUCGCUCUAUACCAAAGACAUUCUUUUUGUGAUAGGAAGGAGACUUUAAGGCUGUUUAUGGUCAUGUUUACAUUUACUGUUUGCUUAUGAAUAACAAAAUAAUCCAACCCUUCUGGUUUCUGUCGACCCAGCACUAAUUCCAUGUAAGAUAACACCUUACUUUUUGUUUCUUGG
Messenger RNA from Liolophura sinensis, 1674 nucleotides. RefSeq names its product probable tubulin polyglutamylase TTLL9. The record is from RefSeq and is a predicted model, not a curated record. Gene Ontology annotation, biological process: microtubule cytoskeleton organization; protein polyglutamylation. The transcript has 14 exons. Gene Ontology annotation, molecular function: tubulin binding; tubulin-glutamic acid ligase activity. Gene Ontology annotation, cellular component: ciliary basal body. NCBI's taxonomy places the organism in Eukaryota, Metazoa, Mollusca, Polyplacophora, Chitonida, Chitonidae. Bases 126 to 1397 code for a protein of 423 amino acids.